This is a messenger RNA of Laccaria bicolor S238N-H82, 2856 nucleotides long. RefSeq lists its product as uncharacterized. Gene Ontology annotation, molecular function: protein binding. NCBI's taxonomy places the organism in Eukaryota, Fungi, Basidiomycota, Agaricomycetes, Agaricales, Hydnangiaceae. The coding region runs from base 1 to 2856 and encodes 951 amino acids. The record is from RefSeq and is a predicted model, not a curated record. The transcript has 11 exons.
AUGUCGGCGGAGAAAGCUCUAAAGGCAAAGGAUAAAGGCAACCAGUGCUUUAAGGAUGGUCAACUCGAAGAAUCGGUGAAGCAUUAUGCAGAGGCGGAAAAACUAGAUCUCUCCAACCCUCUUUAUCCUUCCAACCUCAGCGCUGCCCUAUAUGAAUUAGGGGAUUACCGCUCCACUUUGGACGCGAUCCUGCGUUCAGCUGCCCUAAGCCUGGACCCUGCACUAUCUAUCAAACUCUCGACGCGUCUUGCAAAAACCCUGAGCCAUGGCGUACGCGAUGGCUCCAUUAGUCCAUCGUUGGCACGAGAAAUGCAGUCCAAUACCAAUAACUUGGAGGAGGUGUCCUUGACUGACUCCUUUCCCCCGGACAAUGCCCAAGCUUGUCAGGUCUGGAGAAGCAUUCGCGCAACGCUUGACGAUCGCGACAGGCUGUCCCAUGACGCGAAGUUGAGGCUGUCUCGGCUACCUAUUUAUAAAGGGACUCCGUUUCAGGUUAUCUUUGACGACAGACGACAGUUUGGCACUGACGAGGUCGUCUCGCUCGCCGACGACUGGGGCCCGGUCAAACGUGACCCCAUCAAGUUGCGUUCAAUGUCAACAGGCCAAUUAUCUCAGCUCGCAUUCCUAAUCGCGGGUGUUGGCGAUGGCCGCCACGCAUUCGGUUCCAUCAUAGGUUUGAGCAAAGCUCACGCAAAAAUGGACGCUGUGCGGAAAAAGGAAAUGAGAGCUCAUAUAACCCUCCUUGACGUUCAUUUCGCCACCAUCGCUAGAGAUCUCAUUUUUUUCAUGCUCAUCGACAGUCUGGUUGAAGGCGAGAUGGACCAAGUCACUCGUCUUGAAAUACGGGCGACUCUCAUGUAUAUGGACACCGUGAAAGAUCUCAAGGUUCGCCUCCUCCAAACCCCGCCACGGUUGCCAUCCUGGAUGCAUGUCGACAUCAGUUCCAUCUCACCCAUCCUCCGAGCUUUGGAUCACUGGAUCUUUGUUAAAUUUACCACAACCAGAUUCAUCUCCGACCUGAAACAUGAAACCAGCUCCGAGAAGCUCCAGAAGGUGAUGCCUGGGAUGUAUAUGGAGGAGCAUGCCAAUGCUGCGCGAGCCCUUGAUAAGCUCGGUGACAGGGAAUUGCGCUUGCUAGUGGGAAACAUUCCAGGGGCGAGCGCUGCUAAGAUUCGGGAGGUGGUCAAAACCAUUAAGCAAGCGUUAGCGGCAAAGAUGGUUAGUCGCAAGUUUGACAACAACGCAGAAUGGGGUUUGGAGGAAGAAUCCUCGUGGUUCAAGACGACGAAGGUUUACGUACCUCCUACGGGGCUUAUUGAUAGGCAUCCUGGCUUUGAAAAGCUGAACGACGAGUGGGCCACAGAAGAGCAAGCGAGAGAGGUAGCAAAGAUUGUUAACCAAUCAUGGAAGCCAAAUACGACAAUUCUGGAUGGAACACAAGAUGGGAACAUGUUUAUGGAGAUAGACGCGUUCCUCGUAGUGCAGCAGAUAGCCAGGUUCAACAAGGAUCACGGCGUUGUUAUUAAAGACACUGCUUCCAAGAAACACUGUCCAGCAUUUGCACAUAUCUCUUCUUUCUUCGACGCGGUGGUGGACGCCAUCAAAUUGUUGAAGGGAUCAAUCCAGGUGGAAUUCAUUGUUGGAGAGAUUAAUCAGGAGCUUUCCAAGAUUCGACUUGGGACCGACACACGACCUUCGCACUUCACAAAACAGUUCACCCGGAUCUGGCUGAGCAACAUUCCCGACUACACACAUGGCACUUUGAAUACCGCCAUCUAUGUCCUUCCUGCCCUUCAGCAAAAUAUGGAUGCAGCAGCUACCUCCAACUGUCUCUUCAACUCCCCAAUAUGGAACGACGACGACGAAUUCUGCUACAACUAUACAUUACUUUUGCCCAAAGAUCUCGAACGAUAUCUUGGGAUUCGCACUAUCAACGCGAAAGCCGUGCAUGACAUCCUUACGCUCUCUCCAGCCACGCUUCCGAGACCUUUGUCUUCUCUAGCGAACCGAGACAGUCUUCAUAGUUGGCUAUCGAGGAUUCUGCUUUCUAUCAUCUCCCCAGGCGAGUCAAGGCCGCGUCCCAAAUUGAUAAAGUUGCCCAACAACCUCGUUGCUUUUGUCAACCUUCUUGUUCAACUUAGAAACAUCGGUUACCCCGCACAUUGGUUGUCGGAUUUUGUCAACAGCAUACUCAAUAAUACACUCAACGCUGAUAUCGCAACGUACAAAGGUUUCCUCCCUCGGCCGAUAUCUGACAUACGCGCCAAAGUUCCCCUACAUCGCUUACGUCUAGACCCAUGGUUUGCUGAGCUCGAAGCCAUCCUGGCUCUCUCACACCAAGGGCUACCGUUUGCAGUGCAAAUCCCUCCCAACCUUGCCUCGACGCCUGAUGCUAUUGGCUUGUAUGAAGCAAAAGUCGUACCCAAUGUGCAGCUGUUCCAUCUUCCUGGCAACGACGCCGUCACGGCUCUCUUGUUCUAUAGAUCCAUAGAGGUGCUCCGAGAACAUACCCCGGAAAAUUUUCUUCGCAAAUUACCAUCCAUCAUCGAUGGUGGCGCGCAAGGCCCGUUGAAAGGAUCCUUCUAUGUUAUGACGUCGCAGGAUCAUGUCGACUUUACGAAGCAAGAAGUCAGGUGGUUGAUGAGCAAGGCUGUGAUGAAGACAAUGAGGCAAGAGAGGUGGUUUAUGAUCGCGUGGCGUAUGGAUGGGUGGCUACAGAGUAAGCACUCGUUUCUUACGAUACAGUCCGGGGCUAAUUAUCCGGCUCCACAGCGACUGAUCCGUGCCCGUGAAUCGAUGGGCAACCUGCGGGCCAUAAUUAGCGUUCUGUACAUCCUAAUUACAACCGAGCACUGA